AGAAAAAAAAUAGAAAAAAAUACAGAGCAGGUUUAGAUUUACGGCGCAAGCGCAUCAGACUACAGUCGCUCGUGCUUUGCCGUUUCGGAACCGGCACGGAGUUCGACGAUACCUCUUCUCCUCUUCUUGUGGGCCAACCUCUAAGGGAUCGUGGCGAAUCCGCUUGGAACCGACCGUUUUUUUAUCAGAAACUCCUGUUAGGCGCGGAGCUCCACGCCUUGACGUGCCUCGUGCUUGCUUUGCGGCAGGUGAUUGGUGGCCUUUGGCGCCCAGAGCAACACUUCUCUGGAGGCCCUGAAUCGGAGCACGAGAAACGUUGUUUUGCUGCCUUUCUCACUCUGCCUCUUCAUCGCUUGGUCCCAUCUGUUGAGGCGCACGCCAAGGCUGUUUCAUAACCAGAGAUUUGUCUCGAGUGACACUUUUUGAUCCGGAUCGUCCAGGAUUCUGGAUUCUCUGUUUGCCUUCUUUGUUUUGCUCUUUUAGUAAAACCUGUAAGGAGGUUUUUUUUUGUUUUCCAAGAAGAAAAACAACUUUUUGCUUAAUUUUCCUUCAAUUUUCCCAAAUCGGCUUCAACUAUGGUUUACUUGUGUUCACAUAGUAGUCCCACUUGAACAGAAGCCAAUCUAGUUCCGCUGCGCCAGCCUCGUCCUACACUAGUAUGAGUUAUGAUGGCUGCACAUCAACGCCCAGCAGCAGCACUCAGGGGAGAGUGUCGGGUGCCCACCUCAAAGACCAGGACGGAGACCCCCAGGGCCUGAGCCGGCAGAAGGCCGACCAGCCGGGCCCCCAUGGCUCCCCACAGGAGCGGGGACACGCAGACGACGGGGUGUCGUCCAUGGAAGGAGGGUCCAGGUCCGGAGACCAGCGGGGACCGAGCUCGGACGAGAUGGAGGGGAUGUCCAGCGGGAACGACUCCGGCGAGAGGGAGAGCCACCCGCGCUCCUGCGGACACCAGUCCUCACGGAGCUCCCACAGCUCCUCAAACGGGAAGGACUCCGGCUUGAUGCUGGAGAGCAACAAGAGCUCCAACUCUCAGAGCCUGUCCCCCCCCGGGGGCUCCCUGGCCUACAGCCUGCUGUCCACCAGCUCUGAGCACGACCCCCCCUCCACCUCCGGCUGCAGCAGCGACCAGUCGGCGAGGCUCCAGACGCAGAAGGAGCUCAUGAAGGCCAUCAAGGAGCUGAAGCUCCGGCUGCCGGCCGAGCGCAAGGGCAAAGGUCACUCCAGCACUCUGAGCGCGCUCAAAUACGCUCUCCAGUGCGUCCGACAAGUCCGAGCCAAUAAGGAGUACUACCACCAGUGGAGUGUGGAGGAGUGUCAUGGCUGCAGCCUGGACUUGUCUGCCUUCACGGUUGAAGAGCUCGACAACAUCACCUCAGAGUACACCCUGAAAAACACGGACACCUUCACCAUGGCCGUGUCCUUCCUGUCGGGGAGAGUCGUGUACGUGUCGCCGCAGGGCUCGUCCCUGCUGCGCUGCAAGCCCGAGUGUCUGCAGGGGACUAUUUUUUCCGAGCUCCUGGCUCCCCAAGACGUCAGCACCUUCUACAGCAGCACGGCGCCCUGCCGCCUGCCCCCCUGGGCUUCCUGCAUCGGCUCGGCCUCCCCUCCCGCCGACUGCACUCAGGAGAAGUCCAUGUUCUGUCGGAUCAGCGCCGACCGCGUACAGGGCGGGGAAAUGCGCUACUACUCCUUCCGCCUGACGCCCUACCAGCUCACCCUCCGAGAUUCGGACGCCGCAGAGCCGCAGCCCUGCUGCCUGCUCAUCGCAGAGAGAGUCCACUCAGGAUACGAAGCCCCCCGGAUCCCCCCGGACAAAAGGAUCUUCACCACCAGCCACACUCCCAGCUGCCUCUUCCAGGAAGUUGACGAGAGAGCUGUGCCGCUGUUGGGUUACCUGCCCCAAGACCUGGUGGGGACCCCAAUCCUGCUCUACAUCCACCCGGAGGAUCGACCCACCAUGGUCGCCAUCCACGAAAAGAUCUUUCAGUUCGCAGGGCAGCCGUUUGACUAUUCACCUUUACGGAUGUGCGCCCGCAACGGCGAGUAUCUGACCAUCGACACCAGCUGGUCGUCCUUCGUGAAUCCCUGGAGCAGAAAGGUGGCUUUCGUCAUCGGACGCCACAAAGUCCGAACGAGUCCUCUGAACGAAGACGUGUUCACGCCACAGCCGGGCUACGAGACCCAGGUCACCACGCCGGACAUCGUCCAGCUCAGCGAGCAGAUCCACCGUGUCCUGGUGCAGCCGGUGCACAGCAGCAGCUCCCAGGGUUACAGCUCGCUGGGCUCCAGCGGCUCUCGGGGUUCCCGCCGUUCCCAGCAGCACCACCACAGUGCCUCCGCAACGUCGUCCAGCGACAGCAACGGCCCCGCCAUGGAAGAAGCUGCGGCCGCCUCAUAUAAACCCAUGACCUUCCAGCAGAUCUGCAAAGACGUCCACAUGGUCAAGACUAACGGGCAGCAGGUCUUCAUCGAGUCCCGGAACCGCCCCCCUCCCCGAAAACACGCCAGCACAGGUGCAACAAAGGCCGCCAACAGCGACCCAAUCAGAGAUCUGAUAGCAGACGUGACACAACCGUCCAAAGCUCUGGUCCCUGCACAGCUAGUGCAGAAGGAUGCCACCACCGGGUACUCCUACCAGCAGAUCAACUGCCUGGACAGCAUAGUCAGAUACCUGGAGAGCUGUAACAUUCCGAACACGGUCAAAAGGAAGUGCGGCUCCUCCUCUUGCACCGCCUCCUCCACGUCCGACGACGACAAACAGCCGGACGCCGGCUGCAGCAACAAAGGUGGUUCAGUUAACCUUGUAGGUGAACCACCUACUCUGCCUCCUCUGACCAUGGCGGCCAAGGCAGAGAGUGUAGCCUCAGUUACGUCUCAGUGUAGCUUCAGCAGCACCAUCGUCCAUGUAGGAGACAAGAAACCUCCCGAGUCAGAUAUAGUCAUGGAAGAGGCUCCUGUAGUUCUGGCUCCUCCUCCUCCUCCUCCUCCUCCUCCCACCGCUCGUGUACUGACUCCUUCCGCUGUCACAGCAUCCACCUCCACAGUCGGUUCCAUCCCCCCUGCCAACGCCGCCGUGACCCCCUCUGUCCCGGCCUCCCUUCCCCAGACUGGACAGCCAGAGAGGGAGAGCUGGAGAGGCGGCGGCGGCGGCGGCCGCUUGGGGCUGACCAAAGAGGUGCUGUCAGCCCACACCCAGCAGGAGGAGCAGGCCUUCCUGGACCGCUUUAAGGACCUGAGUAAGCUGCGGGUCUUCGACCAGACGGCGUCUUUGGCGGCGCGCUGUCACGUCCCCGCUGCUCCGCCGCGAGGCGUGCGCUGCUCUCGGGACUACCCCGCUGCAGGGGGCGCCAGUGCCCACCGGCGGGGGCGGGGCGCAAAGAGGCUGAAGCACCAGGAGUCGUCGGAGCAGCACGCCCCUCUGGGUGUGAGGGGAAACCGCCAGGACAGCAGAGCCGGCGCCGCCCCCAUGCCGCUCUCCAUGCCUAUGGGGGCGGCUGCAAACUCCUCCUCCUGGCCCUCUGCGGGCUCCCAGGCCAGCAUGCCCCCCGCCGCCUUUGCCCCAGGAAUGUUCCCCUUCUACCCCAUCUACCCGCCGCUCCAGGAUCUGUCUCGUUUCCCCCCCACCCCGACCGUCCCUCCAAUGAUGGCGCUUGUCGUGCCCAAUUACAUGUUCCCCCAAAUGGGGGCGCCCAUAUCUCAACCCGGUUUCCCCCCAGGACAGUUUUACAACCCCAACUACACUUAUUUCAGCCCCCCUCCAGCCCCCGUCUCCACCGUUUUCAACCCCAUGCCCACCCAGGGCAACUACCCCCCCUCCCAAAGCAGCACGGCCGAGUCCUGCACGCCCGCCGACCGGGAAGGCGCAGACUCCCCCCUCUUCCAUUCCCGUUGCUCCUCCCCCCUCAACCUCCUGCAGCUGGAGGAGUCGCCAAUCAACCGGCUCGAGGUUGCCACGGCGCUGGCUGCCUCCCAGCAAGCCACGCCCUCUGCGCAGGGCAGCGUUCCAGCCGGGGGGCAGAACUCGGCCAACCCGAGGAGCUCCACAGAUGCUUCCAAGGAGAACGGGGAGGCCAACGAGUCCAACCAGGACGCCAUGUCCACCUCCAGCGACCUUCUAGACCUGCUGCUGCAGGAAGACUCCCGCUCCGGCACCGGCUCUGCUGCCUCCGGAUCAGGGUCCUCUGGCACCAGAUCUUCAGGUUCUGGUUCCGGCUCCAACGGCUGCAGCUUGUCUGGCACCAGCGGCACCAGCAGCAGCCAGGGCAGCCACACCAGCAAAUACUUUGGUAGCAUCGACUCCUCCGAGAACGACCACUCCCGCAAGCAGCCACCAGGGGGCGGCGGCAGCAGCAGCGCCGGAGGAGAUGGCGGCGAAGAGCAGUUCAUCAAGUGUGUGCUGCAGGAUCCCAUCUGGCUGCUGAUGGCCAACACGGACGACAAGGUCAUGAUGACGUACCAGCUGCCCGUCAGGGACAUGGAGACGGUGCUGCGGGAGGAUCGCGAAGCCCUGAGGAACCUGCAGAAACACCAGCCCCGCUUCACGGAUGAGCAGAAGAAGGAGCUGAGUCAGGUCCACCCUUGGGUCAGGACGGGCCGCCUCCCCCGAGCCAUCAACAUUUCGGGCUGCGCCGGCUGCAAGUGUCCCCCGGCGAUGCCGCCCGACGCCCCCUUCGACGUGGAGAUCCACGAGAUGGAGCUGUGCACGGUGCUGAAGGCUCAGGAGGAGAGCUUCAAGAAGAACCGCGCCGCUGACGCUCACCCAGAGGAGGAGGACGACGACGAGGCGGAGGAGAAGGAGGCCGAAGCGCAUCAAGCUGCGGUCGCAGAGGCACAGAGUUUGAGAUCAGGAACGUUGGAGCGACAAGGACAGACUUGAAACCAGCAAACAAGAACCUCCCGGAACGUGAAGUUAGGAGAAUGGAGCUCCGUGGGAGCAGAACAUUCCAGAAAAACUGUCGACAAUCUGACGGAUCAGGAGGGACAUUUUUGGGGUUCGAUCGCUGAUUGACUAUAGAAUCUCCUCAGAAACCUCCAAAAGUGAACACUCUGGUUUAUAAGAGUGAAUCCUUACCACACACACACACCUUUGAGCUGUUCUGUUCUGUUUUAUUUAUUGAAGUUCUUCUAAGAGGAGAACCUCCUCACUGGGGUUUUUUUUAUCUCCUGUGGUCCACGGUGAGCUUGUUAAGAGACAAGUUUUCAUGUUUGACCUUCCUUCCUACUGAAUGUUUCUGCUCUCAUUUUCAUCCUGUAGGGAUAAAUAUAUACAUAUAUAUAUGUAUAAUUUUUUUAAAGGGAAAGUUCUGCCCCAAAUGAUACAGAGCACUUAUCCGAGAACAUGUACAGUGGAAGUCACAAGUUAUUUUGUGUAUAUUUUUGUACUUGAAUUCCCCACAGAUCAGCAAACUCCAAGAAAGAAGAAAAAAGUUUUUUGUGAUGCAAAAACCAAAAAAGUUUUCCGGACAAUGAGAGGGAACCGCCAUGAUGUCUGUGGAGCAUCAGUGCAGCCGCUUUAAUGGAGCGCCAGAAGAAAUAAAGGAUUAAAGUCCCACUCCGAUCAUCUUUUCAUCUAUUUUUCAAACAGUUCCCAGUGGUCUUUUAAUCUCGAUAAUGCCGCUUUUAGACAAAAUCAUUGACGUAGUCUCUGCAGAGGGGCAGGCGGGAGUUCAUAAGAAAUUCACCUCUGAGUUAUGGGCGGGACCGAUAGCACAGAGCACCUCCCCCUGUUGCCGAGAGCUCUCUGUUCACAACCCCAACCCAACAUUACCAGCUUGGACGAGGAAAACACGUGGAUCUACAAGUGGAGCGGCCCGCCCAGGGAAUAAUCUGUCACAAAUCGAUCCUUUUCAAACUGCAUUUUUUUUUUCCCCCUCUGCUCCUGAAUCAGGAAAUCAAUAAAAGAAAAACUCAGUUUUAAGCUAAUUUUUCAAAAAAAUAUAUGUCCUCCAUCUUUUGAAAAACGCCCAAAAAUAAAGUUAAAAACAGUUUUCAUCGGAGUGGGUCUUUAAAGAAUCACACGAUACCAUCUCCGUGUGGUCGGCACCUUCAGGAACUGUGAAGCCUUGGCGGGAGCUUUGUGUCGCUAGCGUGUGUCAUAAGUGAGAUCCACUAAAGGUGGAACUACUUUGUAAGAAAAUCCUGAGAUUUUCAAGUACUUUUUUUUUUCUCUAUUUCACUUUUUCUUUUUUGUGUCCAAUUGUGUAAUAUUGUAACAGUUUCUUAUUUUUUGUGCAAUUCUUUGUAAAAAAAUGAAAAUAAAAUGACUAAUAAGGCCUCAAA
This is a messenger RNA of Oryzias latipes (Japanese medaka), 6282 nucleotides long. The record is from RefSeq and is a predicted model, not a curated record. Lineage: Eukaryota; Metazoa; Chordata; Actinopteri; Beloniformes; Adrianichthyidae.